This is a messenger RNA of Perca fluviatilis (European perch), 7602 nucleotides long. RefSeq names its product diaphanous-related formin 2 (gene diaph2). Gene Ontology annotation, cellular component: cytoplasm; actin filament. Gene Ontology annotation, molecular function: small GTPase binding; microtubule binding; actin binding. The transcript has 30 exons. Lineage: Eukaryota; Metazoa; Chordata; Actinopteri; Perciformes; Percidae. The record is from RefSeq and is a predicted model, not a curated record. Gene Ontology annotation, biological process: actin filament polymerization; actin cytoskeleton organization.
CCCACUCCUUACGUAGCUCACAGGCCAAUCAGAACAUUGCUGGGCGGAAUCACUGUGGGCCUGGCAUUCACGUUUGGUUGCAAAGAAAGUCGUUACCCGCUGCGUGAACUGACUUACUGCCUAGCCGAGGAGGCAUCAGGACGGAUACCACAUCCUACCACACCUCUUCUGGUCCAAGCAACCCCCUUGACUGUUGGAUACUAUCCGGGAACUAUUUGAAAGCGGUCAACCAGAAUAUAUUCUUUCCCUUUUAAACGGAAUGGAUUUUGAAAAUACCUAACCUGGAGGGUUUGCUGUACAAGUGUUGUUAAAAGCCUGCUGGUGGAGAUUGCCAACUUUUGAGAAGGUCGCAUUAAGUCUUUCUGGAGGGAACUAACUUAAAGCCAACAUGGAUCAAGCCAGCGGUGGGGAGGACCCAAAUAAACCCUCCAAAAAGAAAUCCAACGAGGACGAGGGUAAAAACAAAAAGCUGAACAUACACAUAAAAACAUUGGCUGAUGAUAUGCGUGAUCGUAUUACCAGUUUCAGAAAAACGGGGAUGAAGAAGGAGAAGCUUCUUAUACAGCACCCAACAGAUCCCCUCUCUAUCCAGGCCGAAUUGCCUGUUCCUCAGCCCCUUUUUGACGACCGUUCCAUGAACCUCUCGGAAAAGGAGAUCAUUGACCUCUUCGAGAAGAUGAUGGAGGACAUGAACCUGAAUGAGGAACGCAAAGCCCCUUUGCGUGGAAAGGACUUGAGCACCAAACGAGAGAUGGUGGUCCAGUACAUCUCAGCUACUGCCAAAUCUGGUGGACUAAGGAACAGCAAGCACGAGUCCACACUUUCAUCCCAAGAGUAUGUUCACGAGCUGCGUUCUGGCAUCACAGAAGAAAAGCUGCUCAAUUGCCUGGAGUCCCUCAGAGUGUCUCUCACUAGUAACCCUGUCAGUUGGGUUAACAACUUUGGUUAUGAGGGUCUUGGCCUUCUUCUCGAUGCUUUGGAGAAGCUGCUGGACAAGAAACAGCAAGAGAAUAUUGAUAAACGGAACCAGCAUAAACUUAUCCAAUGCUUGAAGGCUUUUAUGAACAAUAAGUAUGGACUGCAAAGUAUCUUGGGAGAUGAGCGGAGCCUGUUGCUGUUGGCACGAGCAAUUGACCCCAAACAGACCAACAUGAUGACUGAGAUUGUCAAAAUUCUCUCUGCUUUUUGUAUUAUUGGAGAGGAAAACAUCCUGGAUAAGAUUCUAGCUGCCAUGACAAUUGCUGCAGAGAGGAACAAUAAAGAGAGAUUUGCUCCAAUUGUGGAAGGUCUGGAGAACCACGAAGCCCAGCAGCUCCAGGUUGCUUGCAUGCAGCUGAUCAAUGCCCUGGUCACCUCCCCCGAUGACCUGGACUUCCGGAUACAUCUCCGCAAUGAGUUCUUAAGAUGUGGCCUCAAGAAGAUCCUACCUGAGCUAAAAGAGACAGAGGAGCUAGACAUCCAGCUGAAGGUGUUCAAUGAGAACAAGGAGGAGGACUCUAUCGAACUCUCCCAUCGCCUGGAUGACAUCCGCUGAGAUGGAAUUGAUAUGAAUGAAGUGUACCAUCUCCUGUCCAAUAUGGUGAAAGACACUGGCUCAGAGGCCUACUUCCUGUCAGUCCUUCAGCACCUUUUGCUCAUCAGAAAUGACUAUUACAUCAGGCCUCAGUAUUACAAGGUGAUAGAAGAAUGCGUGUCUCAGGUGGUCCUGCAUCGCAGUGGGAUGGACCCUGACUUUGGCUACAGUAAAAGAUUGGACGUGGACUUCACUCAUCUGAUUGAUCAGUGUGUGGAUAAAGCCAAAGUUGAAGAGAGUGAGCAGAAGGCUGCGGAGUACUCCAAAAAGUUUGAUGAGGAGUUCAGUGCACGGCAGGAGGCCCAGGCCGAGUCUCAAAAGAAGGAAGAGAGAAUCAAAGAGUUGGAGGGGAAGAUCAAGGCCCUGGAGUCCCAGAUUGCAGCAGGUCCAACUGCGCCUGGAGCACCACCUCCACCACCCCUACCAGGGGGUGCAGCAGCUCCACCUCCUCCUCCCCCACCUCCUCCCCCACCUCCACCUGGUGGCUGCCCUCCCCCACCUCCUCCUCCUCUCCCCGGUCACGCUGGCAUGACACCACCACCACCUCCACCUCCUCCCCCAGGUGGAGGACCUCCACCUCCACCACCACCCCCCGGGUGUGGGGGUCCACCUCCUCCGCCUUUCUUCGGGGCCCCACCUGCAUUGCCUGUCAUCAAGCUGCCUUAUGGACUGCAGCCCAAGAAGACCUACAAGCCUGAAACUGUGAUGAAGAGGGUCAACUGGACCAAGAUAGUGCCUCAGGAAAUGGCAGAGAAUUGCUUCUGGAUCAAAGUCAAAGAAGAGAAGUUUGAGAAUCCUGACCUAUUUGCUCAGCUCUCCCUCUGCUUCUCGUCGCAGACCAAAGUAAAAAAAGACGUGAAAGAUGAGACUGAUGACAGAAUGCAACAAUUCAAGAAAAAGGCAAAAGAGCUUCGCAUUCUGGAUGCAAAAACAGCACAGAAUCUUUCAAUUUUCUUGGGCUCGUUCCGCCUGCCUUAUGAAGAGAUCCGGGACAUUGUGCUGGAGGUAGACGAGGAAAGACUGAGCGAAUCACUCAUCCAGAACCUGAUAAAGAACCUGCCAGAGCAGAAAGAGCUGAAUUCGCUAGCGGAACUAAAGGGUGAAUAUGAAGAGCUAGUGGAGUCAGAGCAGUUUGGCAUUGUGAUGAGUUCAGUAAAACUCCUACGACCACGUCUGAACGGCAUUCUCUUCAAGCUGACGUUUGAGGAGCAGGUGAAUAACAUCCGGCCAGACAUCAUGAAUGUGACAUUUGCCUGUGAGGAGGUGAAGAAAAGCGAAAGUUUAAGCAAACUUCUGGAGUUGGUAUUGCUCGUUGGCAAUUACAUGAAUGCCGGCUCAAGGAAUGCCCAGACGUUUGGUUUCAACAUCAGCUUCCUCUGCAAGCUCCGAGACACUAAAUCCAUCAGUCAGAAUACAACACUUCUCAAUUUCCUCGCUGAAAAGUGUGAAGAGACUCACCAGGAGAUUUUGAGGUUUCCAGAUGAACUGGAACACGUCGAGAGUGCCAGCAAAGUGUCUGCUGAGAUCUUAAAAACCAGUUUGACCACCAUGGAACGUCACAUUCAGAGGCUUGAGAACGACAUCGAGAACUUUCCCAAAACGGAUGACCAACAAGAUAAGUUUGUGGAAAAGAUGUUGGGCUUCUCCAAGCAUGCACGGGAGCAGUAUGAAAAACUGUCGACGAUGCACAAGAACAUGCAAAAGCUUUAUGAGAGCAUAGGCAGCUAUUUUGCCUUUGACCCCCACUCGGUCAGUGUGGAGGAUUUCUUCGGAGAAUUGGCCAACUUCCGCAUACUCUUCAUGGAAGCAGUGAAGGAGAACCACAAGAAGAAGGAGAUGGAGGAGAAGAUCAAGAGAGCCAAGCUGGCGAAGGAGAAAGCAGAGCGGGAGAAGCAGGAGCGCCAGCAGAAGAAGAAGCAGCUGAUUGACAUGAACAAAGAGGGAGAUGAAACCGGUGUGAUGGAUAGCCUAAUGGAAGCUCUACAGUCUGGAGCAGCCUUCCGUGAUCGACGAAAACGAACACCACGCAAUGGUGAUCAAAGCCCUUCCAGUCCAUCGUCUCGGUGGCCGGGUGCUAACUAUGGUAACAGAACCCUAGAUGUUGCCGCUGGGAGAAGCAGACAACCGCCGCGCAGUCCUGGAAAGGUCUCGUUCACGCCACAACACAAACCACCAAGCUCGAUGAUCGCCCGCGCCUACCACAAGACGCUAGAUAAGUGCCAAAGAGGCCUGCGAGGUGGAGAACUGGAAGACAUCUGAAGGAGGGACAGACCACCAAUCACUGUAGCGCGCGCACACACACACACACACACACACAGCAACAAGUAUGGAACAAAAAUGCAUAAAGAAUCCACACAGAACUGAAGCAUCUACAGUAUAUCACACAGACAUUUAAUUUUCAUGCUGUUCAUCUGACGCCUUACAUAUUUAUUCAACACUUUCCCAUCACUCUAAAUGUUCAUGUCCUCUCUAGAUGGUCUGGAUUUAUAAAACAAAAAAAAAGGCUGCUGCUGUUUUUAAAGAAAGGUUUUCUUUGCUUGGAAAUCACUACAGUUCACAUUCAGUUUUGACACAAAGCAUGCAGUGUUUUGAUAAUAGACAUUUUGCCACACAGUAGAUUCAGCAAAGGGGCAGCAGGCCAGCUGUCCUUAAUAUGCAAGACGGGGAUUCAACACCCAUGUUGGCAAGCCAACAACCUGCUGACGUUUUCUUCAAUAAGUCUCUGAACUUUUCAUGGAAAAGGAAAGGGUUGCUUAAGAUGGGUUUUUUUUUCUGUCAAUCCCUCCUUCAACCAACAUCAAGACAGUUUUUACUAGUAAAUGUACAAAGAGUCCACAUGAAUCAUUUAAUUUUAUUACAUAUCCCACAAAGCAACAAGACCCUGGCCCCUGUCUGCGCUGAUAUUUCAGAGCAUCUGACUCAUGGAUCUAGAAACUGUAAUCUUCAUUUUGACAGGAUGCAUUUUAUUUUUAGUUGUGUAAUAUCUAACCAAUGCCUUCGGGUGCUGAUCUCUGUCCCAAGGUCGCUUUUGCUGUUAACGUGAGAGACUGACACAUUUCUAAAUGCAUAUAACUGCCGAGAGGCGCUAACACGACCCUCUGACCUUUUCUGCAGUCAUACAGGUUUUCAGUGGGGGAAGGUUGAUUGUACAAAGGUAUAACAACGUUUUAUAUAUUAAUCUAUUUCAAUUGGUGUAUUUAUUUUUCUUUAUACGAAGGCUCUAAAAAGAAGUCCAGUAAUGACCUCUGUUUGGAGACCAAUGGUUAAAACGUCACUCUACUUAAAAAUCCCACAGCAAUUAUUUUUUUUUAUUUUUUCCCCAUUUUCAAAAAUAUUAAACAAAAAUAAGGUCAUGUUAAACAUAGUGUCAUAUGAACACAUUUUGUUCAUAUUUUACCAUUCGAACAGACAUGUAAUUAAUAUAAAUAGGGCUAAGCUGCUUUAAAAGAAAUCACAGCUGAGAUUUUAAUGGGCAAAAUGUUUUCAGACUUAUAUGAAACACAGGACGUAUUUUGUCCAUACCGUUCAGCAUCAAAACAAACACCUAAUGCUUGGAGUUUGUGUACAAAAUAUUUAAAACUUUGCUGUAAGCUUUGUUCCUCUGUAAGGACCCACUGUCACAGUUACUUCACGUGAACUAUGUAUUCAUAUAUUCAUGCCUAGGGCAGCCCUGUUCCCUCACUGCCCUAAACUGUAAGCAGAUGCUACUAAAAACAACCAUUGAAUCCACAUGGAGUGAGCAUGACUAUAGUAUUAGACUAAGGGGCACAGAAGACAAAAAUGAUGCUUGUCUUAGUAAGUGAGUCUCCAAACGCCCUACAAUUCGCCAGCACUAAAAGCAUACUGUAAGUGACCCUUUUUACCACACCACAAGUUACUUCAGUACCAUAGCUCUGCUUUAGGCUUUUUGUGUGUGUGUGUGUGUGUGUGUGUGUGUGUGUGUGUGUGUGUGUGUGUGUGUGUGUGUGUGUGUGUGUGUGUGUGUGUGUGUGUGUGUGUGUGUGUGUGUGUGUGUGUGUGUGUGUGUGCCAUACUAGCUCAGUAAUCGGAACAGGAACCCAGGCGGAAUAGGAUUCAGUGUGCUUGACUCCUGGGCUGUAUAGAUGGAGAUUUUUCAUUUAAACAAAUCUGCCAGUGCUGCUUGUGAUGUGUCUGUUUCAUGAUGCCUCCUCUCCCUGCCUGCAUGCUUCUAAAAAUGCAAUUUUACACAUCAUCUCGGCUCAAGGUGCAUCCACAAUGCUCCGAGAAGUCUGCAUAUUUAAGAAGACAAUAAUUCUUCUGCGAACAUAAGGUUUGAGCAGUCGCACAGAGGUUUCCGCAUAAGGGAAUCUGCGUGGAUAGGAGUUUCAAGGGUGUGUCGUAUACAGCAGAGAUAGAGAUGUGCCAUCAAAGGCAGUGAUUUCCUUUUUCUAAUCCCAACUUGCCCUCUGUCCUCAACACCACCACGCCUGUACAGUUUAGUAAAGUAUUGAUUAGCAGUUCUCCAAGAAUACCAGUGUCUGCUGUGACAUUAAUUGUUGUUUUUCUGAUUGGAUACUGUACAUGCCAAAACAACCAUUGAUUUGUGGUUGACAAUUUGACUUAAAAUAUUACCUUGAUAAAAUUCAAAUCAGAUUUCUUUUUAUGUGCCAACUUUUUUUUUGUUUAGGGAAAACGCAGUUCUCCACAUACAAUGAUAGAAAAUCAUGUAUUUUUACUUUUUUUGUAUAUCAAAGAGACUGCAGGUAUCUUUUUGUCAAUGUAUGCGAAAGAUUGUACAGCCAUAAAAACUAGAUUUUUUAAAAUUUUAUUUUAACUUGUUUAAUAGACUGAUCCAAUCAAAGUAGAUUUUGAUGCAAUUACAAAUUGAUAGUCAUGUGGUAUUUCUUAUCAAAAACACUCAAAUCUUGUAAUUUAUUUGGAGUAAAAAAAACACAUUUUGUGAUGAUGCCUUUGUAGAACGUAAUAAGCUAAGAGCUAGGGUGUUAGCAAUUGUAGAAGUUUCAGAUCACGCAUCUUUCUUGCAACAGUGAUCACUAUGAACAGUUGACAACUGAAUAGGAAAAAUGCAUCAUAAAACUUUAGGUUUGUUGCCAUUUCAAUUGAUAAAAUGUCUGGAAAGCAGUGACUGAAAAAAACAUGAACGGUAAUAUUAUUUAUAUUAAUAAAAGCAGAGCAGACAAUUUUCAGUUAUAAGAGAAACUUCUACAAUGACAACAUUCUUUAUUGUCCCUGUAAGUGAUUGUUGUACCCCCCCCCCCCUUACCAUAUUUUAGGAUACUCAUAAUUAUGUAUUUAUAUAGAAAAAUAGCAGGAGUGUUUUGGGUCAAAGAACCUGAAUUGUUCCAUCAUUUUAGUGUGGAGAAAAAGAAAAAAAAAGCCUCUAUGUGUUUUAGCCAAUAAUCCCAUUGUCUUUGAGCUUGUGACUAACAAACCUGAACCGGUGAUAUGACUUUGUAACUUGUAAGAAUGAGGAGGCAGGGGUAUGAAAGAUUUAUCAAAAAAACUGUAAAAGGUGCCAUUUUGGUGGUGAUUGGUGGCAAGCGCUUUAAUUAAAAGAAACGUUUGCAAUCUAAUUUACACUUAAUGACUGCACUUUACCUCACAAGAUAUUUCGGCUCAGGCAGAGGAAGAGUUGUUGGAGAUGUUUGAAUAUGACAUUGCCACUAACAGAGUGAACUAUUUGGAAAGUAUUUCUUUUGGUAAAUAGUUUCAGCUGCCACAUAUCCAGUUCUUUACUACUUUGUGAGUGCUUACUAUUGAUUUGUCGAAGACCAAUUGCGGCUGAAUCAACAACGCUCAUAACUAUUGACAAAUCCUGUCCGACCAUGAUGUGUUAGCUGCCAUAUCCCUGCCUACCCUCCUAGUUGUCAUUGAGUAUGUUUUAUUGUCUUAAGAAACAUUUAUAUUUUUAACAUUUUAAGUUUAUUUGUAUCCUUAAGAAAAAGAAAAAAACAAAAUGGUUAUGCACACUGUCCUUCCAUAGAACAUGUAUUGGAAUAUGAUACUAAAUAAUAACCACUUUGUUAUAUAAACUGAUUUCUGAAAGA